ACCUCAUCCCUCAAAAAUCCCAUAUAUUUACUACAUUCCCUCUCUCUCAAAACACACACACACACACACAGAUGAAGGGAACUUCCAAGAUAAAAAUGGCAGCAGUAUUAAUAAUAGUGGUGAGUCUUGCAAUGGUUCUAGGUCUAGUCUUAGUUCUACUUGCUGAGUUCUUCUGCUCUCUCUUACUUCUUCGCCGACAACGGUCAAAAACGACUAUAAAUUCCACGUCAGCCUCCAUCGCACAACCACCACCACCACGUCACCAAGAUCAAUCAAUUGCUCCAAUUCUUAGUAGCUUCUAUGCACAAGGGGUUCUUCACGCUCCUAGAAAUUUCCUCUUCCCUAAAGACAGCUUAUCCAGUGUAAUCCCACAAGUGCAGUCUGGGGCGUACACAGACCUUAACCCUAAAAAAAAUUUUGAUUUUGAAAUGCAAAAUCGAAAUUCUUCUCCACCUUAUCCUUCCUUUGUUCAAAUUCAAUCCCCUAAAUUAGUACAUGAAGUGCCACUACAAUGUAGCACUAGUACAUGUACAACUAUGGAGCAAUUUGUUUACAUAUCAAAUCCAAUUUAUGAUAAUGAAAAACUCAGGCCUAGUAUGGUUGAUACGCCUUUUGAAACACCCAAUUCAUCGCCCUCUUAUCUCGAAACAAUUGAUAAUUCUUCAGAGAAAGACGACGAAAAUUAUGGAAUAUCAUCUUCUUCAUCAACUAGUCCAUCUUCUUCAGUUCAAUUAACUCCAAUGAAGAAACUUCCAGCUGAGGCAUGUUCAGUUUCACUUAGAGAUGUUAGAUCAAUUGUAAUUUCAGGAAGUGAUUCCAAUAGUAACAACUCUUCUUCUUCGUCUGGAUCUCCUUGUACUUCUCCUUCUUGGUAAAAUUUGCAAAAAUUAUGUACUUAAAAUUUUCUUGUUAGGGUUUGUUUUAGUGUUCUUUGUUUUAUUUAGAGCUGCAUUAAUGUAGGUUAAAUUAGUUCAGUUUGCUUAGUCCUUGUUGUUAAUGUAAUAGGGAUGCUAAAAAGGUAGUAUAGAUAAAGAGUAAUAUUAGAUUAUUAGAGACUUAGAAAGUUUGAAGGCGUGACAAUGUGUGCACUUAGACCUAGGCCACGCCGAAUUGCUUCGCUAUGUACUCUUCUUUUCAACUUGCCUUCUUGUUUACUGUUAAAGAGGCAUUCUUUGAUCUGCUAAAGGAAAGCAAAUAUCAUGUAUUUACUUU
Molecule: messenger RNA, 1212 nt
Organism: Nicotiana tabacum (common tobacco)
Lineage: Eukaryota; Viridiplantae; Streptophyta; Magnoliopsida; Solanales; Solanaceae
Source: RefSeq, a predicted model, not a curated record